CUGACGUUUUAUGUUUUUAUGGCGUUUGAGCCUCGUUAGUACCCGUAGUUAGAACGGUUGCUUAGGAACACUCGUCCACAAAACACAACGUUUUUUUUAAACGCUAGCUACAGCUCUCAAAACGAAAGGGAUAAAAAGUGGACUCGAUACACCCAACAGCUGUGGCUCCUCCUGGACACACAUCCUCUGUCAUUAUUAGUCCAUCCUGAAGGAAAUGUCAGUGCCUUUCUCCAACACUCACCUGCGGGUGCCGCAAGGGUUCGGUGCCCUCCUGGAGGGACUGACCAGAGAAAUACUACGGGACCAGCCUGAAGACAUUCCUAAAUAUGCGGAACAGUACUUCGAAGCUCUCCUCAAACAGAGAGAAGAGAGCGGCAUGGACCCUGCCGAGUGGGCUGCUAAACUGGAAGAUAGAUUCUACAACAAUCAUGCUUUCAAGACUCCCAAGCAGCCUCCUCCUGAAGAUGAUACCACAGCAGAUGUGACCGGUUUCAUAGAAAAAUCACAUGGAUCCCAAACUGAUGAUGAAUCAAGUGAUGCAGCAGAAGCCACGACACACCUUAAUAUCACUGAUGACGUCGACUUAACUGAGAGCAUGGAAGAAGAAGAAACACAUAUGAUGUCAUUAGAAAGAAGACCUUCAGAGGAAGAAUCAGACACCAAGCCCCAAAUUGCAGAUGUAGAGUCAGAAGAAGAGAGCUACCCAACCAUUAAUAAACCUGAUGAAGUGGACAGGGAAUCUGAUGUAAAUGAGAAUAACUCACUUGCAGACCAAGACAUACCUCAGUCUGAGUUAGAGUCCAUAGACUUCUUAUCAAUCAAUGAGGCUGCGAAUGUUGAUGUGUGUGCUCAGGAGUUAGGAGAAGGAGAAGAUGAAGAGGGUGAUAAAGAAGAGACAGCUGUUGUAAAUGAAGAGAUUUUCAACUCAGAAGAAGAGGAAAACUCUGAAGUAGAAGAGCCAGUAGAGGUCUUUCCAUAUUCUGGACUGGCUAGUGUGGAUUUGUCUGCUACAGAGCUUAGAGAAACAGAAAUAAAUGUGGACAAAGCCAUAGUUGAAAGCGAUGCACAUGCUGUUGAAGAGAAAAGCCAAAAUCUCCAGCUUGAAGUAAUUCAGGAGCAAUCAUCACUGUCUCAAUUUGAAACAGACGAUCCGUCUGAAAUAACAAAACCAGAGGAAGAAAUAGAAAAUGAAGUUCCCAAUAAGGAAUCAUAUGAAGAGUUAGCUCAUACUGGUAGGAGCUUAGGUAUUCCUGAUAUAACAGAGGGUGAUUCUUUGGUUGAGAUGAGCUAUGAAGAUGAGGUCACUGCAGUGGCAACAGGGCAAAUAAUGUCUGGCCUACAAGAUGAUGAACUUGAAAUGGAGGAGGCUGAAGAGGAAGCUAUCUCUGAAGAGGAGGAAAUGGAAAGUCGCCAAGAUGCAGCUGAAAUAAUAAAGGGAGAAAUGGACACAAAUGGCUCUAAUUUAAAUUACAGUGAUGAUGGUGAGAAGAGAGAAGGCGUUAGAAACAUCAGCUCAUCACAUCAACCCACCACCGAGGAGGACGAAGAAAAGCCAGAGAAUGAAACUGGUCAUAAAAAUGAAGAAGAGAGGAUGAGUGAGGAUGAGUUACACCAGAAUCAGGAUUCUGAAAAAGAGCCUAACUUCAAUGACUCUGAAGAUGAGACCACAGAAAACGAGGACCUACAUACAGAGGGUUAUAAAGGGAUGGAGGAUGAAGAAAUGAAUGAUGGUGAUGAAGAAAAUCUCGCAACCCAGUCGAACGUAUCAGUCGCUCCACUGGAGACCGGAGACCAGAGUACCGAGUCACAGCCAGAGCAAGGAGCGGAAGAAGAUGUCACACCAGAAGAGGAAGAAGAACCUACAGAGGAAGAGAAAGAGACGGUUGAUCCUGAAAUACUGGAGAAAAGUGAUGUAGGGAGUACAGAGGAGGUCAUCAGCCUCACUCACAGAGCAGAUGGGACAUCUGAGGAAAGACCACUGUCACCUAAAGAGGCCACCACAGAGCCUGACGGCAAGGACAGUGACACGCAGGAGGAGUGCAGCCGACCCCAAGAGGAGGAAGACAUCAUGGAUAUCCCCCUGGAUGACCCGGAGGCCAACAGGGCUGCUGCCAAGAUCCAGGCUGGCUUCCGUGGCCACAUGACCCGUAAGAAGAUGAAGCCGGAGGACAAAGCAGAGGGGGAGGAGGUGAGCAGCACUGGGGAUGUGCUCAACGGCAGCCAUGGGGACCCAGAGACAGGAGGAUCGGGGGCAGUAGAGAGAGACGACACAUCUGUGCCAGAGCAGUGACACCCCUGUCCUGACCUGGAUGAAGAGAACGGGGGGGGGGGGGGGGGGGGGG
This is a messenger RNA of Betta splendens (Siamese fighting fish), 2342 nucleotides long. RefSeq names its product sperm autoantigenic protein 17 (gene spa17). The coding region runs from base 215 to 2290 and encodes 691 amino acids. Lineage: Eukaryota; Metazoa; Chordata; Actinopteri; Anabantiformes; Osphronemidae. Gene Ontology annotation, molecular function: calmodulin binding. The record is from RefSeq and is a predicted model, not a curated record. The transcript has 7 exons.